This is a messenger RNA of Venturia canescens, 1316 nucleotides long. Its product is annotated as WD repeat-containing protein 61. Gene Ontology annotation, molecular function: protein binding. Lineage: Eukaryota; Metazoa; Arthropoda; Insecta; Hymenoptera; Ichneumonidae. Gene Ontology annotation, cellular component: Cdc73/Paf1 complex. The coding region runs from base 291 to 1265 and encodes 324 amino acids. The transcript has 8 exons. The record is from RefSeq and is a predicted model, not a curated record.
AGUGCACAGUGCACGCCGCUGCGCUGUGCACGGAUUUGCAAUACACACGUGCCCUGGUGAAUUUCAUUCGUACUAAUCCGUAGUUUUAAUCAGAGGCAACGACGCUUUCGAUUAAAUUGGGCGAUUUGGCGGAUUCGGAAUUGUGUCAGCAAACCGGGAAUCGCCGGGAAUAUCGUGAUUAAUUCAUAUGAAAAAUUUACAACAAUUCCUUGUUUAAAGUUACGUACAAAAGCAAAUGUAAACGUUUUAUAACCAAAUCUCGAAUUAAACACGUAAUUUAGCGAAAUAACAUGUAUUCGCUGAUACACAAGACCGAAAAUGCUCACGAAGAUAGUAUUUGGACCUGUGCUUGGGGCUGUCCAAAGAAAAAGAAAGAGUUACAACCGGACAAUGAAGAUUCUAGAGAUUCUAUGCGAUCCAAUGACGAAGAUGCUGUAGAAUAUAUUGUGACAGGCUCAGUUGAUGACAAUGUCAAGGUAUGGGAACAGAAGGAUGGUGGUCUAAAACUAAAGCAUAUUUUGUCUGGACAUUCCCUCGGUGUUGUUUCAGUUGCAGUAAGCUCAGACGGAAGCAAAUGUGCUUCGAGUUCUCUGGACUCCAGCCUCAGACUAUGGAAUCUGGAAUCAGGAGAGAAAAUAUCAAGCAUCGAAGUUGGUCCAGUAGAUAUUUGGACUGUGGUAUUUUCACCCGAUGAUCAGUUCAUAGUAUCUGGAAGUCAUGCAGGAAAAAUUCAUAUGUACAGUACAGAGACUGGAAAACAACAACAGACUUUGGAUACACGAGGUGGAAAGUUUACACUCAGUGUUGCUUAUAGUCCUGAUGGAAAAUACAUAGCGAGUGGUGCGAUAGAUGGCAUAAUUAACAUUUUUGAUGUUGCAUAUGGAAAAGUGUUAAGAACGUUGGAAGGACACGCUAUGCCGAUUCGGUCACUAUGUUUUUCACCAGAUUCACAGUUACUGCUAACUGCUUCUGACGACGGUCACAUGAAACUCUACGAUGUGAAAGAUGCAAAUGUAGCUGGCACACUAUCCGGACAUGCAUCAUGGGUCCUUGGUGUAGCUUUUGCUCCGGACGGAAAAAAAUUCGCUUCGAGUAGCUCCGAUCAUACGGUAAAAAUUUGGGAAUUAGCACAACGACAAUGUUUGCACACAUUCAACGAUCACGCAGAUCAAGUAUGGUCCGUGAAGUACCAUCCGUACCGUAACAAUUUGCUGGCUUCAGUCUCCGAAGACAAAUCAAUUAAUUUAUAUGAAUAUCCUUUGUAAUACGAAAGCAUAUUGAAUACAACGACGAAAGCAGAUUUUUUAAACAACAAA